AUGGCCGAAAACACUCAAGCCUCGACUCCCUCGUCCCUCCCCUCUGCGCCCCAGCCCGCUGUUGGUCAAACCCAACAGUACGAUGCCCCCCAAGGCAAUGGCCAGGGCAACCAGUCCCACAUGCCCCCGCCCCCGCGCCCUCCUGUGGUCAUUCCCCAGAAUACCAAUCCGAUUCCCACGGCUAUGACCUCCCCUAUGUCUGGAGUUGCCAUGAUGUCUCCUACAAACACGGGUGGAUACGUCCGCCGAGCGGCUCCUGAACCAAACAAGAGAGCCUUGUAUGUGGGCGGAUUGGAUCCCAGGGUCACUGAGGACAUCCUCAAACAGAUUUUCGAAACCACCGGCCACGUGGUCAGCGUGAAGAUCAUUCCUGACAAGAACGGACAAUUCACUACCAAGGGACACAACUACGGAUUUGUUGAGUUUGAUGACCCAGGUGCGGCCGAAAGGGCCAUGCAAACCCUAAAUGGGCGCAGGAUUCACCAAUCGGAAAUUCGUGUCAACUGGGCAUACCAGUCAAACAGCACCAACAAGGAGGAUACCUCUAACCAUUUCCAUAUCUUCGUUGGCGAUUUGAGCAACGAAGUUAACGACGAGGUGCUGACCCAGGCAUUUUCUGCCUUCGGUUCUGUCUCCGAGGCACGUGUGAUGUGGGAUAUGAAGACUGGUCGAUCCCGUGGAUACGGCUUUGUCGCCUUCCGCGACCGUGCAGAGGCAGACAAGGCCCUCAACUCGAUGGAUGGUGAAUGGCUUGGCUCUCGUGCUAUCCGCUGCAACUGGGCCAACCAAAAGGGCCAGCCCUCGAUUUCCCAGCAGCAGGCUCUGGUUGCUAUGGGCAUGACACCCACAACUCCUUUCGGCCAUCACCACUUCCCUACCCACGGCAUCCAGAGCUACGAUAUGGUUGCCCAGCAGACCCCUCAGUGGCAGACUACUUGCUACGUGGGCAACCUAACCCCUUACACUACUCAGAAUGAUCUAGUUCCCCUGUUCCAGAACUUUGGCUAUGUUCUUGAAACUCGCCUUCAGGCCGACCGUGGCUUUGCAUUCGUGAAGAUGGAUUCACACGAGAAUGCUGCCUCUGCGAUCUGCCAGCUGAAUGGUUACAACGUCAAUGGCCGUCCUCUGAAGUGUAGCUGGGGUAAGGACCGUCCUCCGACCGGUCAGUUCGACAGCUUUUCUCCCCAGCAGGGUAACGCCGCUCCCUUCAAUAACAGCCCUGCUGGUUUCUUCCCUCAAUACGGUGGUCCUGCCAACCCUAUGAACCAAGGUCCUGCCCCUGCUGGUCGAGGCUGGGAUCAACAAGCUAACAACUUCAACGGACCUGCCAUGGCUGGCCAAGGCUACGCCCAGGCAGGUAAUGCCGGAGGUUACGGCCGUGGCCAACCCAUGUCCCCGUCCGGCAACUGGGACCAAUCCAACAACUUCAACGGAGGCUACCAGGCGUAG
Molecule: messenger RNA, 1449 nt
Organism: Penicillium paradoxum
Lineage: Eukaryota; Fungi; Ascomycota; Eurotiomycetes; Eurotiales; Aspergillaceae
Exons: 5
Coding region: 1-1449 (482 amino acids)
Molecular function (GO): RNA binding
Source: RefSeq, a predicted model, not a curated record